Cololabis saira (Pacific saury) is the source of this 2477-nucleotide messenger RNA. It is a transcript of the gene ttyh1, whose product is annotated as tweety family member 1. The record is from RefSeq and is a predicted model, not a curated record. The transcript is spliced from 16 exons. Lineage: Eukaryota; Metazoa; Chordata; Actinopteri; Beloniformes; Belonidae. Gene Ontology annotation, molecular function: intracellularly calcium-gated chloride channel activity; volume-sensitive chloride channel activity. Gene Ontology annotation, cellular component: plasma membrane; smooth endoplasmic reticulum membrane. The coding region runs from base 532 to 2304 and encodes 590 amino acids.
UUGCAUGCUCUCCUCCACCUCCUUGUCACUGAAUCAGUGUUGAUGCUCUCCUGCAGCCUCCACUGGAAACUGCUUUUGCCUACAAAUCCAUCACACGCUGCUUUGCCCCUCUCUAUUCAUUGUUCACUCCAUCUUUUUCCCUCCCUCUUCUGUCUCUCAGCAUCCCUCCCUGGGAACUCACUUUUUUUUUCUAUCCUCUGUAUUUCAUGUAGGCUUUCUCUGCAUCUCCCCCCUCCCCAAAUUCAUCCCUCUGUGCUUAUUUGCCUCUGACUCUGGUUUUCCUUUGCAUCUCUGCCUCUCAGCGCUCUUACAGGCAGGAGUUCCCUAUUUUGCAGACAACAUGUUUGGCAUGUCUUCAAGCCAUUUUUUCAGGAUGAUUUUUCAAGACCAUCAAGCGUUGACGGCUGGCAGUAUACAUCUCUGAGUGGUUAAAUAUUUCACGGACACCGGCAGAGAUAAAAGACGGAGGGAGAGAGAAACUCCUAACAGCCAACAGAGAGGGUGGAGGAGGGGAACCACUGGCAGUAGAAAAUGGCUGCCAUGACAGUGGUACCCAGCUAUAGCCCUUCAAUAUGGGUGAGAGUGUGUCAUGCCCUGCCCCGGCUGGACCUCAGCAUGCAGAUGAGGGACAACAGCUUCAUCCCUGAAAGCUGGGAAUAUCAGCAGACCCUGCUGGUUUUGUCCAGUUUGUCAGCCAUCGGUCUCGUCAUCUCCCUCUUGGUGGUUCUUUCUUUCCUCAUACACUACUGCUGCUGUCACCGUGGUGACCGGAGUGAGGGAUCAGAGGAGGAGGAGGAGGAUGAAGAUGGCAGCACAGGUCACGGUUAUAGCGGGAAGAAGGGGCGGGGCAUCUGCUGUGUCACAUGGAUGGCGGUUGCUGCUGUCACACUGUGCUGUGUUGCCAUAGGCAUCGGUUUCUAUGGCAACAGCGAGGCUAAUGAUGGGAUGUAUCAGUUGACCUCGUCUCUUCUCACAGCCAAUUAUACGCUAGCUUCCAUCGAUCUGCUGAUUUCAGACACAAUUACUGGACUGCAGCUCUCUGUCUCUGGCCCUCUCGCCUCAAUGGAGGAGCUGUUUUCUGGCAGCAAACCGUUCCUGGUGUCGACGCGGAACUGCCGGAGGUUGUCUGAGAACGUGAUCAAUCUUCUCUCCUCAAUCUCUCUGGCUUGGCCCGGUGUGGAUGCAGGUCUGGGGAACGACAGCAGCGUCAGCGGGGCGUCCAUCAUUCCCCUGACACCCGUUCCACCCUCCGUGGUGCCCACGGUGGUUCCCACCAGCAGCUUACUGCCCAACCCCUUCUCCCCUGGAUGGGCGGCCAACACACUAAUGGUCAAUGAGGACUACAGGUGGUUGUCAUAUGUGCUGUUGCUGCUGCUUGACCUCAUAGUGUGUCUGUUCAUCCUGCUGGGUCUGGCGAAGCAGGCCCGCUGGCUUCUCAUCAUGAUGACCGUGCUGGCAUGGCUGGCGCUCUUCCUGAGCUGGGGCUCUCUGGGCUUGGAGACGGCCACUGUGGUGGCUCUCAGCGACUUCUGCUCAGAUCCAAACAUAUUCGUCCUCAACUCCACCCAGUUCAGCACGGGGACGAGCUCAGAAGUGUUGGAUUAUUACCUCACCUGCAACAGGCGCAUGAACAGUCCAUUUCAGCAGUUGCUGACCCAGUCCCAGAGGGCCCUCUCAAACAUCCACACACACCUCUCCAGUCUGGAAAGAAAUGCUCUCCCACAGUUCCCAAAAGCUGAGAAAUCGCUCAGGGAGGUUCAACAGAUACUCAACUCCACUGAGGGCAACUUUCAUCAGCUGGUGGCACUACUCAACUGUAGAGGUCUCAAUAAGGACUACAUUGACUCACUAAAAGGCCUGUGCUAUGACGGGAUGGAGGGAUUGCUCUACCUCUCCCUCUACUCUUUUCUCUCAGCUUUGGCCUUCACUGCUAUCCUUUGCUCUCUGCCUGGUGCCUGGAGGAGCUUCCCCAGUGAAUCAGAGGAAUACGACGACUCGGACAGCGAGAGUGAGGACCCCUUCACCUCCCAUCAGGCACGUAGACAGGCAUCCUCGUCCUCGGGGUCUCAGCGAGGGGCCAUGACCCCCUUCUAUAAUUACCCGGGGGCCGGGUGGACACCCCCCUUUUCUAGCGCGCCGCCCCUCCCGACUCCAAACGUUUCCUCCAAUGGCAACCCUGGCUAUGAGAGCCUACCCUUGACUGACAGGCAGUCCCCACCCCCCUCUUACUCUCCCAGCAUGCUGACUGGAUACGGGGGAAAUCAAUCACACCCCUCCCAUUCGAGAAACCUGUAUUCGCGCUGAGUUUUGUUUUUCUUUUGUUAGAAAAUGUAUAGAAAAAACGUCUAGUUUUCAUAUGAAUGGACACUUUAAUGACAUGAAAAAGAAACUAAUCUAAAUAAAGUGAAUGCUAGGUGUGAAUUUAAAGUGCAUAACGUCAGUACCACUGAUAAAUCAUUCUUCUUCUUCUUCUUCUU